ACUUCAGCAGAGCACUUAUUUUAAUUUUCUACUUUUGCUUGUAUUCCUCUCUGGCUGGAAUGUUUUCUCUGUGCCUGUAUGGGAUGCUAUCUACAAUCAGUCCAUAUACGCCAAGAUAUCGUGACCGAGUCAACAAUCCAGGAGUGAUGAUAAGACCAUAUCUUGGUGGAUUUAGGAUUGCAUUCAAUUCAUCAGAGGAGAGCACGUGGUCACAUUAUGUGAAAAGCCUGCAUCAAUUCCUUGAACCCUACAAUGACAGCAUCCAGGCUUUUAAGAACAUUCCAUGUUCUCCCGGGCAAUACUUCAUGCAAGAGAAGGAUGAAAGUGAAGAACGAUUAGCUUGUCAGUUUAAUCGGACCAUGCUGAAAAAUUGCUCUGGAAUUGAAGAUCCCACCUUUGGGUACUCUGAAGGAAAACCCUGCCUUCUCUUGAAGAUGAACAGAGUAAUUGGUUACCUGCCUGGUAAAGGAAAAAUACCAUAUGUGACCUGUGAAUUCAUGAAAGAAAAGAACAAUGCUAUAAUUCACUUCUACCCAAAUAACGGAACCUUUGAUCUCAUGUACUUUCCUUAUUAUGGAAAACUGACACAUGUGAACUACUCAAUCCCACUGGUGGCCAUGCAAUAUGAAAAUAUGGAGAAGAACAGUGAAGUCAGCAUUCAAUGUAAAGUAAAUGGGCCUGGCAUAAAAAAUGACAUCUUCCACGACCGAUUUUCUGGCAGGAUUCCAUUCACACUUAAUGUUCAAGAAUGAUAUGAAAUGAGGGUUCCUUUGUGAAAAAUAUAGACAAUGGUACAAUACCGGGCGACUUGGUUUCUCUACCGGGAAAGACUUGAUUACUAGCAUGACAGUAAAGUACAAAAUUUAACAGGUUAACCCUUCCCCUCUUGUUACUGAGUAACUUGAAGAUAAAAAUCAGGCUUUGUUUGACUUUGGUUUUGGUGCCUAUCACUAAUAAAACAUAUUUCUGUGAAGUUUCCAUUAUAUCAAAUCAUUAUAACAAAAACAAAUAAUUGCCAAAUUAUUAAGUGUUAAGCGUGUAGUUGUUAAAAUUUGGUUGAAAUUAUUAUGGUUUUACUCCACUUCAGUUUCUCAGAAAUUCAAUAAUUAAACGAUGUCUUAAUUUUUUUUGCCAGAAAUGUCUAUAUUCUGCAUGGAGAGGGGAAUAAAAGUUUUAUAUUGAAA
Molecule: messenger RNA, 1184 nt
Organism: Carcharodon carcharias (great white shark)
Lineage: Eukaryota; Metazoa; Chordata; Chondrichthyes; Lamniformes; Lamnidae
Product: protein ATP1B4-like
Exons: 7
Coding region: 60-752 (230 amino acids)
Biological process (GO): potassium ion transport; regulation of DNA-templated transcription; sodium ion transport
Cellular component (GO): nuclear inner membrane; sodium:potassium-exchanging ATPase complex
Source: RefSeq, a predicted model, not a curated record